Molecule: messenger RNA, 862 nt
Organism: Ruditapes philippinarum (Manila clam)
Lineage: Eukaryota; Metazoa; Mollusca; Bivalvia; Venerida; Veneridae
Exons: 3
Coding region: 30-773 (247 amino acids)
Source: RefSeq, a predicted model, not a curated record
UUCCAGGAAUUGGGAAGCAAAUUGAUAAAAUGGAACUUGAAACAAUUGCAAGUAAACCCUCUGGCAGAUAUGUGUUCAUGAUAGAAAAUUUCAACGCUCUGACAACUAUUAUUGGAAAUCUUGCAGGCAAAGCUUGUGAAGAAAAACCAGCUACCCCCUCUCCAAAUAUUCAGAAUACACAAGCAGAAGUAGAAGAGGAGCUCGUAUCCUUUGGAAGAUGUACCCCGCGCAACCCUCUUGAUAUUGUGUUUGCUGUCGACACAGCUGCAAUUGGUGGAUCGAACACUAAGUUUGUCCUCCAGUUUAUUGGUAACAUUAGCGACCGCUUGAACAUGGUCCUUGGUGACUCGACGAUCAUGACCGUGGGAAAUGGCUGUAGUGGAUCAGAACUGGACGAAAGACCAUCGUCUGAUCCGAAAAAGGUUAAAGAAGGGUUGUCUAUGUAUGAAACACCGAAGUACGACGAAUUGAUGAAAAACAUGCGGUUAAAAGCGGCAGGUGGUCGAUUUAAAACGCAUCAUAUCGGAAUCAUGUUCGCUACAGAUCGUCUUUCACCUUAUGAAUACUCUCAGACAGAGCGUCAAAUGUGGCGAGCCAAUUUCCAACGGAUAUCAAUAUUUGUUCUUGGCAUCGGACACAGAGUAGAUGAAGAAGAAUACAGGGCUCUCACAAUCAACGGCGGUCAUUACCUGUCGGUACCGAGCUUUGAGGAUCUUGCACAAGUCGGGAAUGCACUUCUAUACGAUCUUUGCAUAUUUGGAGCAGACAAAUAAUUACUUCACUGUUAAGCUUUUGUUGUUUAGUUUAAAUAUAAAGCUUCGUGCAAUACGAUAUCAGUGUUUUCACCGACAACAAAGUUAAU